GCAACAUUAAUGUUGUUUGUUAAGCUGAUCGACCCCUGCAUCAAAUGCUAAACUAAUUAAGGCAACAGAACACACGCCAUGAUUGUUGCAGGUAGUAGCCAGAAGAAGAAGGCCAGCACUCUAUUUAGUCCUAGGCAAUCUCCGGUCGAGAAUUCUCCGGGAAAGAAUGAGAUUUCUACCAUCAAAACCACUAAUUCAGGAGGAUGUUGUCGGAGGCUAAACGAUUGCAUGGCUGAGGGAUCUAUUGUCUCGACGAAGGAGAGCCAGCGGCAGCAGCAGUCUAUAUCCGAGCUGAGGCAGCAGGUGGCAGACCUUGAAAGGGAAGUCCUUAAGCAGAAGGAGCUCCGUCUCAUGUACAGGAAGAGGAUGGAAACUACGCAAGAUUAUCUAAAACAUUGUCUUCAAGUAGCACAAGAAAACGGCUUCUUGGACCUCAUAAUUCAAAACAAAGAUGAUCAACAAGGAAUAAAAGAUGCUCUUCCUACCAGUAUUGUGAGCCCCAGAAUUACCAGUCCUCAUCAGCUGCCCGCUCAAGUGCCCCAAUUUCCAAAUCUUGCUUUCACUAUCGAUCAAGCCAAGAUGAAUGGAUGGUUUAUUGAAUCUCACGAGAUCGAAUUUCAAGAGAAAAUUGGCCAAGGAAGUACUGCAGAUAUCUAUAGAGCAAUUUGGCGAGGAUUUGAUGUUGCAGUGAAGUGCAUGUUUCCUGAUUUUUUCCUUUCAAAUGAAAAUGGUGUGAACUUUUUCGCUCAAGAACUUGACACUUUAUCUAGACAGCGGCAUUGUUAUGUGCUGCAACUAUUGGGGGCAUGCAUUGAUCCCCCUAGUAAUGCAUGGGUAGUGACAGAAAUUUUAGGCAUGACACUAAAGGAGUGGCUACAUGGACCAGGUAGCAGGCGAAACGAGCGAUCGGUUCCAAUUCCUCCAUUUCAAAACAGGGUUACUGUGGCAUUGGAGAUUGCUCAAGCAAUGCAAUAUCUCCAUGAACAGAAGCCCAAGGUCAUUCACCGUGACCUAAAGCCUAGCAAUAUAUUCUUAGACGAUUCCAAUCACGUCAGGGUGGCAGAUUUUGGUCAUGCUAGGUUCUUGGAUGACGCAGAAAAGGCACUCACCGGUGAAACAGGAACAUAUGUCUAUAUGGCGCCAGAGGUGAUUCGCUACGAACCUUAUAACGAAAAAAGCGACGUUUAUAGCUUUGCUGUAAUACUUAAUGAGCUUAUGACUGGGGAUUAUCCAUACAUAGAAACAGAUUUCGGUCCCAGCAAGAUUGCAAUGGAAGUUGCCGAAGGAAAGCUGAGGCCUAUGCUUCCUCACGAGGACAAUGAUCAACUCGGCGAGCUCAUCGAUCUCAUUUCUCAAUCAUGGGAUCAAGAUGCUUCUGUUAGACCAUCCUUUGCCACAAUCACUUCUAGUCUCAGAAAAAUCCAACAGAGAAUCAUAGAGGGUGCUUAAAAAUGUCAGAUUUUAUCACUUCUUAAUGUAAUUGUACUUUAAGAGGUCUAAUAAUAAAAUACUUGUAUGAUUAGUAAUAUUUAUAAUUAUGAUUAUAAUUCCAUAUGACCAUCAGCGGCACGUUUCCAAUUUUACCUUAACG
Molecule: messenger RNA, 1591 nt
Organism: Populus euphratica (Euphrates poplar)
Lineage: Eukaryota; Viridiplantae; Streptophyta; Magnoliopsida; Malpighiales; Salicaceae
Product: serine/threonine-protein kinase CTR1-like
Exons: 5
Coding region: 79-1449 (456 amino acids)
Biological process (GO): protein phosphorylation
Molecular function (GO): protein serine/threonine kinase activity; ATP binding
Source: RefSeq, a predicted model, not a curated record